Messenger RNA from Exophiala aquamarina CBS 119918, 1929 nucleotides. RefSeq lists its product as uncharacterized. Gene Ontology annotation, molecular function: monooxygenase activity; flavin adenine dinucleotide binding. The transcript has 2 exons. The record is from RefSeq and is a predicted model, not a curated record. Bases 1 to 1929 code for a protein of 642 amino acids. NCBI's taxonomy places the organism in Eukaryota, Fungi, Ascomycota, Eurotiomycetes, Chaetothyriales, Herpotrichiellaceae.
AUGGCGCCCCAUGCAGAGGUUCUUCCACUUGUCGAAUUCUCAUUUUCCAAGCAUCAAAGCAAUGAGCUCGAGAAAGUAAUCUUGUCGCCUCAAAUUUUAGAGUUGGUAGAUAACCAAACCGAAGCUGAGACAAUCAAGGAACCUUUUCAACGAACUCCUUCUUACCCAAUAGAACAACUUCCUGGAGCCUUACCAGACACUAAGAUUUCGCCUUCAAUCAACCAUGUUGCAGUUGUUGACUACUGCCUUCGAUACUUGGACCAAUUUAACGUUGAUGUCUUCUGUCAGAACGGCAUUUGGAGAGAUAUAUACGCACUGACUGGGCUGCCGCGAACAUUUUAUGGCCCCCAAGGCAUCCACUCAGCCUGGACAGAACUUGAGAAAUCUCACCAUCCUUCGACGUUCAGACUAAUUGAAGGCACUUCGAAAGUGGUGGAUAUGGGAAAUGGUCAUUCAUGGAUCCAAGCUCGCUUCUCCUUCGUCACCAGUGGAGCGCCCAUUACCAAAUGCUCCGGCCAGAUUGGCAUUGUCCCCGACCUGGAGUUUGGUUGGAAGAUCUGGUUUCUGACCACUAUUCUCGAGGAGAUCGAGGGCUUGCCAAAUCCAGACUCAAUUUCGCCAGAAAUAGUAAAAAAAGGUCCUCCCAAGCCCAAAAAUAGCGAUACAGAUUUCGAUUGCAUCAUCGUUGGAGCCGGAUUCGCAGGACUCUGCCUCGCCGGCCGAUUGAAGGCGAUGGGGAUAAGUUAUCUCAUCAUUGAAAAGAAUGAAAACAUUGGCGAUAACUGGACCUCAAGAUACGACUCCGCCAGAUUCCAUACCUCCAAAUACUACAGUGACAUGCCUCUAGGCAAUAUUUUUGGCGAAGAUUAUGAUUACUUCCCCAGUGGGAAAGAGCUGGCACGGGGCUACCAGGCGUACGUCGAAAAGCACCAGAUCAAUGUCUCACUCUCGAGUUGCUUGCAAUCGGCCUCUUUUGAUCAGAAAAUAAACACAUGGACGAUCAAUUUCGCUCGCAAAGGCGAAACCAAAACCAUCAAAGCUCCUCAUUUCGUUUUCGCGAUUGGUGCUGGUGGCACUAUCCCCAAAAUGCCGCAGUUGCCAGGCAGGGAGAAGUUCAAUGGCAUUGUAAUCCAUUCUGCUACGUACAAGAAUGCGUCUGAGUGGAAGGGCAAGAGAUGUGUGAUCGUGGGAGUUGCGAAUACGGCGCAUGACGUGGCCGAGGAUAUGCUAGACGCUGGAGCCGCCGAGGUGACAAUGAUUCAGCGCGGUCGUACGUCCGUCUUCCCCAUCGAGCAUUACAAAGCCUGGUCAGACCCAAUCUACAAUGAGACUUCAAAGAUUGAAGACGCAGAUCGACAAAUUAUGGCAUUGCCGCUCGUUGUCACACGUCUAGCUGCGUUGCACGGUGGAAGACCGCUUGUGGAUGCUGAGCCUGAGCGGUUUGAUUCGCUCGAAAGGGCGGGUUUCCGCGUGGAGCGAUAUGGGGACCUCUGGAAGCUCCUCACGGACAGACUUGGAGGUCACUACAUGGACGUUGGUGCUUCUGCGAAAGUAUCAGCUGGCUUGAUCAAAAUCAAAGGUGAUGCUGCAUUGACAGCAUAUGAUGAGACAGGCCUUGUGUUUAGUGACGGCAGCCAUCUCGACGCCGAUGUGGUUGUAUUCUGUACUGGAUAUUCCCAUGAUGUACGCGGCCAGGCCACCCGAUUUGUGGGCCAAGAGUUGGGUGAGCAUUUAGAUGAUUACUGGGAGAUCGAUCAUGAAGGUGAGCUCCGAGGCGUGUACAAGCCCCAUGGCAUCCCUGGAAUCUGGUAUACUGGUGGCGGUGUCACAUUUGCGCGCUUCUACUCGAGGUUUCUGGCACUCCAAAUAGGUGGUGAUGUGUCAGACAAACGCCUGAAAGUUUACAACAAGAAGUACCUACGGUAUUGA